CGAUCGUAGUAUUUCUCCUCAUUUCAAAUCCCUGUCGUGGCAGCCCGGCCAGAGCACUUUUUCUCCCCCCUUCGCAACCAAGGGGGAAAACCAAGACCAAAAGCUCAGUGCAUGUCCUAAAUAGCAGAAGGGGGACUUUGGAGGAAGGAAACAUUAGUUUGAAGGCACGCGGCGGAGGUAUCGGUUCACUGUGGGCACUCGUGUCUCUACACUGGAUACGCGAACCAGUGGAUUUCCACUUCUCGGGAUCCUCCAAAUCAGCGUCAAACCCCGCCAAACAUUCACAAGAACCUGUGAAGCUGAACAGGAGCGUGCGUGCUUUUUAAAUCGCUGAAGUCAGCAGUGAGGUUGCCAAACACUACACAAAAACGUCCAUGGAUUGUGAUCAACUUCUCUGUGCUGGAAGAUCGGACUGUUGGCUGCGUUUCUCUCCUUCAUAAUUUCACCCUUCAUUCAACACUCGGAUCCUUGACACCACGGUGGUGGCCUGCAGUUCUACAGUUCCCAAGCUUGGGGAAAUCGCUAACCAGAGACGACACGUAACGGGACACUGAUCUCAUCACACAUUGCCGCAUUACAGUUGUGCAUCUGGGUUGGAGAGUGAGGCGGGCUUGGUUUGCGGGCGUUGCUCCGCAGAGCCGUCCGAUGACUGUCUGAAUCAUCACAACCCACGAAUGACAGACGUGCAUUCGAGGGUGGGGCCCGCCUCAGUCUCACAUGAUUGGCCGCUGGAUGGAAAUAAGGUGAAUGGAACACAUGCCCAAGGAGCAAGACUCAAACCAAUCAGAGGGAGAAGAGAAACGGUGGCUCGAUGGCCCGAAAAGGAAAAGAAAAAACAGCCAGUGUUCGAUGAAGAGCAUGUCUGGGUACAUCCCCAGCUACUUGGAGAAGGAUGAGCCGUGUGUGGUGUGUGGGGACAAAGCUACUGGCUAUCACUACCGCUGUAUUACCUGUGAGGGUUGCAAGGGGUUUUUCAGGCGCACCAUCCAGAAGAACCUCCAUCCCUCUUACUCCUGUAAAUACGAUGGCUGCUGCAUCAUCGACAAGAUCACCCGCAAUCAGUGCCAGCUGUGUCGCUUUAAGAAAUGCAUCGCCGUGGGCAUGGCAAUGGAUCAACAAGGAAAAUCAAGAAGCCUGUUUCCUUUUUUGUUUUACAUACUUGGUUCUGGACGACAGCAAACGGGUAGCAAAGAGACGUCUGAUUGAAGAGAAUCGAGAGAAGAGGAAGAAGGAGGAGAUAGUGAAGUCUUUGCAAACUCGACCAGAACCAACCAGCUCGGAGUGGGAGUUGAUUCGCAUGGUGACAGAAGCUCACCGUCACACCAAUGCACAGGGCUCUCACUGGAAACAAAAGCGCAAGUUCUUGCCGGAGGACAUUGGACAAUCUCCAGUGGCCCCUACAUCAGAUGGGGACAAAGUGGAUCUAGAAGCCUUUAGCGAAUUUACCAAGAUCAUCACGCCGGCCAUCACGCGCGUUGUCGACUUUGCCAAAAAACUGCCCAUGUUUUCGGAGCUGCCUUGUGAGGAUCAGAUCAUUUUGCUGAAGGGCUGUUGCAUGGAGAUCAUGUCCUUACGUGCUGCAGUACGGUAUGACCCUGAAAGUGAGACCCUGACACUUAGCGGAGAGAUGGCUGUCAAAAGAGAGCAGCUAAAGAAUGGAGGGCUGGGCGUGGUAUCUGAUGCCAUCUUCGACCUGGGCAAGAGCCUGGCUCAGUUCAACCUGGAUGACACAGAGGUGGCCCUUCUGCAGGCUGUGCUGCUCAUGAGCUCAGAUCGCACAGGCCUGACAUGCAUGGAGAAGAUCGAGAAGUGUCAGGAGAUGUACCUUCUGGCGUUCGAACACUACAUCAACUAUCGCAAGCACAACAUUCCUCAUUUCUGGCCCAAGCUGCUGAUGAAGGUGACGGACCUGCGCAUGAUCGGAGCCUGCCACGCCAGUCGCUUCCUGCACAUGAAGGUGGAAUGCCCCACUGAACUCUUCCCACCUCUUUUCCUGGAGGUCUUUGAGGAUCAGGAAGUGUGAGGUUCCCAGGCUGGAGAAUCAGGAACGUUUUUUCGAAACCGUGUUUCUCACCCCUUCUCACACCCCUCAACGCACCAAACCCACCACCAGCAGCUGCAUUGGCAGGGGUCAUCACUGGAACGGCUUUCAUACGGAGGUUAUAGCCGACAGCUUUUUAUACAGAAUACUCAGCCCUCCCCGUCUACAAAACUCCCAACGCUUGGCCCUUCUGUCUGUGUAUAAUGUCUUAUACAGGUUUACCAACACCUUAGACACAUGAACAUACAGAUUUGUACACACACAAACACACUCGGGUUAGGCUUACAGGUGCAGUACUUGAUUAUGUACAUUACAUGUAUAGACACCGCACUACUGUCACCAUCUCAGAAUGGCUCUGUGGGUCAGAGCUGUACUGGAGGAGUACGUCUGUGCCCUCGGCUGAGACUGGAGGGCGAGGGCUUUCCUGGUGUCGCAGCUGUCAGAUUCCUCUCACCAGUCUGUGAAGUGGUCAGUUAAUUUCAGUCACAUAAAUCUCAGCGUCUCGUGAGGUUACGGUGUAUACCCGACCGGCAUCUUUGCGUCGUAGAUACUUCGAGUUCCACCUUAACGUGGAGCUUCCUUAACGGACCUCAUUAUUCUCUUGCGCGUUCAGCAGGAGGAGAUUUCUGAACCAAAUCAGGUGCUAUAUUUAACUAAAGCUUCUCAUAAUGAUUUGGGACCUUUAGAGAACACGCCCUCCCUCCGUUAGCUGUAGGACGCAGACCGCUUGAAAGCUCGGGGCUCAUAAAUGCUGCGAGUGGUUCUUUUCUGCCAUUGUGUGGGUUUUCACGCUGGCCCAUUCUGAAUGAUAAAUGAGCUCUUCUGUGCUCCGAGAAAGUCUCGCUGUGAUACCGAAAGAUCGGAGACCCCUGAGCGCCGUUGAUGUGCAUCUGAAUCGCACUGAUUUGUAUGUUUUACAGGUGUCGGCAGGGAGUCAGUAUUACCAUCCUCUCGAACCCAGCACACGCAUACAAUUAUAUUCAAACACACCUCGAAACUCGAAUGCCUCAUUUUUACUGUACGCACUGCAGCGUUGUCGUCCGGACCGCCAUGCGGGGCUUUGGUGGUCCGGUCCAGCCCCUCUGUGCGCUACUCAGAUGCUACUGUUGCCCAGUCUGUGUAAACACUCCUGACGGGCCCUGGUGGACUGGCUGUUGUUGUUUUUUUUUUUUUUUUCGUUUGUUUGUUCGAUUUUGUUUUACCUCAAAUGUGAGCACACAUCCAGCUGGCUGCGGAUCUGAGACUGCCUCUGUGCUGACAGGUUCUACCUCACCUCUGAACACAGGGCAGCUAGCCUCAGCCUCCUCUCUUUUACACAUAUACACACACCUAAACGUACAUAUAAUCUCACACACGGACAGCCAUACAAAACGCAGGAGGAAAGAAACACACACAGACUUGGUUUCGAAAAACCACUGAAGACAGGAGGGCCCGCCAUUCCUUAUUGUAGCCUGUCAGAUUCCUCCAAUUUUUUUUUUUUUGAGUCGGGCUGAGAGGAAAUUUCUGUAUUUUGUUGUUUCUUUGCGUGUGGGACCAAGCGUUGCUUUAAAAGUCAAGCUUAAAACGGACGCUAAUUUUCGGCUGGCUCGACCCAUAAAAGCCGCUGAGGAGCUGCGGAGAGAACUACAGUGUGAGAAGAUGAAUGACCCGUUUAUCGAUGGGUCAAUCACUGUUGAUUUUUUACUUUCUCAAAACCAAGUAGUUGGCGAAAACAAGUCAAAAAGUUGAGCAAGGGGUCCUCUGGUUUCUUUAAGGUGGCGGAGAGAGCCAAUCAUAGGAGGGGCUGGGGAGGUGGGACAACUAGCAUUUGAUAAAGAGCACUUAGCUUUGAAAGAGGCCAUUCAAAUCUUCACAAGGCACUUUCUGAAGCCCAUCUCCCUCCGAGGAGUUUUUGCACUAAGGCAUGAUGGGUCCCUCCCCCCUCGCUCUUACAUUCACACAGCAGCUCAGUUGCGUGUAAAGCAUGCACUCUUUUCAAUGCCACGCCCCUAUCCUCUCUGUCAAACAGAGGCCACACCUCCAUGUGCUCUUUAGCACACCUUCAGAGUCAGUAUUAAGCCAACCAAAAUCCAAGUUGUUUUCUUUUUACCAAUAAACACGCCAGGUAUGGGCCGUACGACAGUCGCAAACACACACCUUUGUGUCCCCGCCCCUUCAAAGCCUGCAGUGGCUUAAGAUGAUCACCAAACAGAAACGGACCUUUCCCUUGUAAGACAGGGGAGCAGCCGUAGCCAUGCAAAGAAUGGCAGCACCGCAUGAAUGUGAACGAGGAUUGAAAGAGUAGUUCGCUCUAUAAUGGGAGGUUGCAAAGCAAAUGAGACAGCCAAUCAGGGGCUGCGAUGACAUCACAGUCAGCGGAAAGAGAAGGAAACUGAAAUCGGAAUAAAUUUGUGUCCAUCGGAAAUGACUGUGAUGGUCUUAAUCAUCUAGAGAAGGACGAACAAACCUUGUGUAGACUUACCGUCAGGAGGAAGGCAGCAUUCGGAAAAUGCCGAAAUUAGGAAUGCUGUGAUGUCCGAGGUUCUGAUUGGCUGAUAGCAGGAGGGUUGAUGCUGCUUUACCUUCUAAUUUUAUUCGAAAGAAAGUGUAACAAGAUAUAAUAAAAUAAUUGCAAACCCUGAAAACAAAUUAAUGAAAAGAAAUGACUCCAGAACAAAGUUAAAAUCUCGGAGCUUAUUAAGCUGUUUGUUUUUCUUUUCGUUUUUAACUAAAAAUGUGUUUGUUUGUUUGUUUUUGAUGCUUAACUGCUCUAUGUAAGAGAGAAAACAACAGCCGUAGUCACUUUUUUGACCAUGCGUGCAGUGUAAACUAGACGAAAUUUCACCUCUUUUUCACCUCACUAUAGUUUGUAUUGAUAAAUCAACUGCUCUGUUUGUCUGUGUAUCUGUCCUUUGUCCGUCUUUUUAUCAAGAGGAAUUUACAACGAGAAACAGGAAUAUUUUCUUUUUUAUAUUUUGUUUUCUUUUUUAUGAAAGAAGACUAGUAACAUGAACAGAAACUGAAAAUACAAAAAAAAGAGAAAGAAAAAAACUGAAACACAAUCUAUUCAUACCUCACACAACACAACUCUUAAAUGAACUUGGGAGGAGUUUGUCUCUGUAUGGCACUCGUGUCCGAGUGCAUCCAUUGUGUUGAACCGUACGAUGGGGUGUGUGAUGAUCGCAGACGCACGUGGCUUCCUCCUUCAGCCUUCAAAGCCAAAU
Paramisgurnus dabryanus is the source of this 5244-nucleotide messenger RNA. It is a transcript of the gene thrab, whose product is annotated as thyroid hormone receptor alpha b. Gene Ontology annotation, molecular function: RNA polymerase II cis-regulatory region sequence-specific DNA binding; nuclear receptor activity; zinc ion binding. The record is from RefSeq and is a predicted model, not a curated record. Gene Ontology annotation, cellular component: RNA polymerase II transcription regulator complex. Lineage: Eukaryota; Metazoa; Chordata; Actinopteri; Cypriniformes; Cobitidae. Gene Ontology annotation, biological process: negative regulation of transcription by RNA polymerase II; thyroid hormone receptor signaling pathway; cell differentiation.